AAUGUGUUAAAUUCAAACAUAAAAAUGGAAAAUACAUAGGUUUAGGAUCUAAAUUCUCUAGUUAAACUAAAUUAACUAAAUUUUCAAGUUUAAAUCAGCAUUUAGGAUUGAGUAUUUUGAAGUGUUGAUUAUGUUUUAAGCUGCUUCACCAAAAGAUGACUUAGAAUCUUUAGGAUUUAUUCUAAUGUACUUUUUAAAGAAUGGAGACAUGUUCAAAAUUAAGGAAACCGGAUCUAAAACUAAACAUAUAGAAGAAUAAAAGUUGCGUAUGAUUCCAGAAAAGUUUUGUAAAGAUAUGCCUAUAGAAUUUCUAUAAUAUUUUUAAUUUAUCAGAUUGACUAAUGUAUAACAAUAUCCAUUAAGUGAUUAUGAAUUCUUAAAAAAGUUAUUUAGAAAUAUAUUUCAAUAACUUAAUAUAAAUGAAAAAGAAUUCCAAUAUGAUUGGGUAUAAAUAUUAUAGUAAUUAUUAGUUGAAGAAAAUGAAUUUAUAAUCCUAAAAUUAAUAAUAACCAAAAGAUGAUGGAUAAACAAAAAUUGUGAUUCAUAAACCCUAAAAUUUAGAAGGAAUUUAAGAAGUAUAAACAGAAUUAGAAAGAUCUUCAUUUAAAAGAGAUCAUCAUCGUUAAUCAUCAUCAUUAUCAUUAUGUAUAAAUGAUGAAGAUGAUUAGUAAUUUGAGAGUGUUAGUAACAAAAUGUUACACCUACCAAAUAUGUAUGAUGUGAUUAAACUAAAAUAUUGA
This is a messenger RNA of Paramecium primaurelia, 740 nucleotides long. The record is from the annotation of a GenBank genome assembly. Lineage: Eukaryota; Ciliophora; Oligohymenophorea; Peniculida; Parameciidae.